CUUGUGUUCAUUACUAACUCCAAACUCAUCAUAACUCUCCUACAUAUAAGAAGAGGGGGGUGAUCUUGCUCCGAAGGGAAGAGCACUAGCUAUAGGAUUGUGUUAAAAACUUAUCAUUCCCCUAGAGUAGUUAUGCUCAAUUCAGUCGUGGAAUGCACGGAGGGAAAAGAUAACUAAAGGAAAAGAGUAGGUAACUGACUGAGCUCAGAUACUGGUUGAGAGCUAUUUUUAUACGCUGAAACUCAAGCUAUUGAAACUUGUACUCACAUGAUCUGCAACAGAGCUAGAGUUUGUCAGGGAUCAAUUUGUCUUAUUGCCAAAUCCAUCAUCACCAUUUCCUUCAUGGAAUUAUCAGCAGCUGAUUUGUUUACGGACCAAGAAAUAGAGGACCUGAGUUUCAUUGAUGAAUGGGAGUUAAGCUCUCUGGACCAAGAUUUCUCUUCAACAAACAUCUGGGAUUGUUUUCAAGAAACACAAUCCUCAGAGAGUUACAAUUCCUCCUCCCCUUGCUUUGAGUCUCCCUUAACUCCUGCUAGCAUUAUGGAGCCUGUAGAUAAAUUUCUUACGCCCAAUAAGAACUGGAGCUUUUCUUCUACGAACACGGGCAUUUUGUCCUUCGGACAUCCAUGUUCGGAUGAAGGAUUUAAGACGGUGGAAGCUGCGAUCAUGGAAUCGAAGAACGUGAAAGUGAAGCGGAGUGCGACCGGUAAUCAAGAGCAUGUAAUUGCUGAGAGGAAGAGAAGAGAGAAGUUAUCCGAGCAUUUGUUUACGUUGUCCAAAAUUAUUCCUGGAACAAAGAGGAGAGACAAAGCCUCUAUUCUCAAGGAUACAAUUGAUUACCUGAAAGAAAUGGUACAAAAACUAAAGACCCUCGAAGAGCAAGUAGCAAAAAGAACAAUGAAGUCCAUAUUUAUACCGUCUGAAAAGUCCCAGUCAUCCGGCGUUGGUGAUGUGGAAAGCGGUGGCAACCCUCCCUCAGCCGAUACCCUUCUCGAAAUCGAGGCAAAAAUGUCAGCAAAUAUUGUCCUUAUCAAGACUCAUUGCAAGAAUCGACGAGGAGUGCUGCUCAAGGCACUCGAUGAGAUUGAGAAACUUCAUCUCAGUGUCAUUAGCUCGAGUUCCCUACCAUUCUCAGAUCAGUUUCUUGAUAUAACUGUAACAGCUCAGGUUGAAGAGGGGUUUUCAAUGACAGUGAAGGAUCUUUUGAAGAAGCUAAACACAAGUUUCAGAGAGUUCAUGUGAAGAGAUUGAGACAAUCCUUAGCUAAUGUUUCAGUUAUAUAUUUUCCAUGCUUAAGAGAGUGCUUGCUUGCAUGAAAGUGAAAAAUAAAAUUGUAAAAUGAAAUAGUUUGAACGUUUUUUAUAUUUAUUUUAU
Asparagus officinalis (garden asparagus) is the source of this 1374-nucleotide messenger RNA. Its product is annotated as transcription factor bHLH18-like. NCBI's taxonomy places the organism in Eukaryota, Viridiplantae, Streptophyta, Magnoliopsida, Asparagales, Asparagaceae. The record is from RefSeq and is a predicted model, not a curated record. The coding region runs from base 268 to 1242 and encodes 324 amino acids. Gene Ontology annotation, molecular function: protein dimerization activity. The transcript has 7 exons.